AAUAGGGUUUUCGUCUACGGUGCUGGAAACAGCAAACAGACAGGCCGAGGAGCUCUUCACGCAGACAAAGGAUCAGUAUCUCUAUUCUUUUCCCGUCCAGCACCAGCAGUCUUCCAGUGCCCAUGAUGGCGACGGGUGCUUGGCGCUCAGGGGCACUCUGGCUACGACGGGAUGGCCUGUGAAGCAGGUACACCUGAAGAUCUGGGUUGAGCGAGGUGAAGGUGAGUCUUUCUGCACAUGGGCAUCUGGUCUAACCUGGCUAACAUGCAUCGUCGAGUGCCAUCAGAUGCUGCUACCUUGAACCCACCUCCGAAGCUCACGCCCUUCCUCAGCAAGACGUUGUACAUCCUGCGUCUCUACAAGCUGACCGAAGUCCCUACCGUCGACUCCAACGAAGACAAGCAGGAAGAGCGCCACAUGGUGGAGGACGCUGAUGGCGGUGACGAAGGGUCCGGCUCCGAACCAGGUGAUGACCCCUCUUCGGCCGACUCAGACGACGACUCAUCCGAAUCAGAGUCUGAAGCAGACAAGGGCAAGCACAACAAGAAGCGGCAGGCCAAGCAAGCGCUCAGAAGCUCUCCUCCAGCCAAGCGGCGCAAGACCAAGUCAGCUUCGCCAAAGCGCGCCUCUCCCAAGGCCCUGGCCAAGUCAGCAAUGUCAAAGCGUGUUGUCCGUCAGCAUCAGCAGAUGGCGUGUCCUGAGGUCUACACCACGCUCUAUGCCGCCAACAGCGCUGCUUGCGAGCUGCAGGUCGAGAUCAUGAACGAGCACACGCUACUGGUUGAAGCGGCGCGAGCGAGCAAUGCGGGCGGUCUGAGGAGGAAGCUGAUGGGCCUCGUCGAGAAGAAAGGCGAGGAGCGCUACUGGCACAACGAGUUUCCCUUUGGGCUGGUCGGCGCAAAGAUGGAGAUCAGCGUCGAGCCUGUGACAGUCUGUGGGCCGAGGAACGUGUAGACGGCGAGAAUGGGCGUGUCUGCACUGCCCACGGGGCCACCCACGACUCCCACGUUGCUCCCUGGGGAAGCAGAAUUUGACAUCGGGCCGCGGUGCUUUGGUGGAGCUGUGGAAGGACCGGCGGCGUCG
Paraphaeosphaeria sporulosa is the source of this 1083-nucleotide messenger RNA. RefSeq lists its product as uncharacterized. The record is from RefSeq and is a predicted model, not a curated record. Lineage: Eukaryota; Fungi; Ascomycota; Dothideomycetes; Pleosporales; Didymosphaeriaceae. The transcript has a single exon. The coding region runs from base 238 to 954 and encodes 238 amino acids.